This is a messenger RNA of Stereum hirsutum FP-91666 SS1, 357 nucleotides long. RefSeq lists its product as uncharacterized. The coding region runs from base 1 to 357 and encodes 118 amino acids. The record is from RefSeq and is a predicted model, not a curated record. The transcript is spliced from 4 exons. Lineage: Eukaryota; Fungi; Basidiomycota; Agaricomycetes; Russulales; Stereaceae.
AUGCAAUCCCGGUUCCUCUUGGUCCUGAUCUCCUGUGCGGCUGUGAUGCAGAUGGCACACGCCGCAACUAUUCGCCUUCCACUUUCCUUUACGCCCACACCGUCAGGCCCUCCGGCCAUCUCUGAUAGGAACGAGGCGGAGACCAAUGGCCCACCUACGUUCGAUUUCAAGCGGCUCGACUCGGAGUCCGAGAGGAGUGAUAUCUCGAACAUAGCAGAUAGAGACGAUGCGAAGCUCAUAGGACCGCCUAUAUUUGAUUUCAAGAGACUCGAGUCCUCGGGGCCCGGUGGGACCUUGGACAUUAGAAACGACGCGGAGCUCACAGGACCCCCUGGCAGUGGUAUUGAUUUCGAGUGA